Messenger RNA from Solanum verrucosum, 1610 nucleotides. RefSeq lists its product as uncharacterized. The transcript has a single exon. The coding region runs from base 13 to 1401 and encodes 462 amino acids. The record is from RefSeq and is a predicted model, not a curated record. Lineage: Eukaryota; Viridiplantae; Streptophyta; Magnoliopsida; Solanales; Solanaceae.
UUUUGUUUCACUAUGGGGCAUUUCAUCAAGCAAGUGGUGUGCAUUUUGUUCUUGGUGAUUUCAACUCCAUUUGUGCAAAUUGAAGCUAGAAAUAGCAAGUUUAUGAUCAUUCCUACAUCUCCUUCACCUGCUCCUACUCCGAUUUCUAAUGAAAUUAGUUUUCCCCCUUUUUCAUCGUCAAGUCCAACUUCGUCACCAACAUCAGCACCAGCACCAGCACCAACACCGGACUUUAAUGAUUUUGGAUUUCCUCCUUUGUCGUCUUUAAGUCCAACACCAUCAUCAGGAGGGGAUGAUCAAGAUCCUGGCAUGCCAACACCGGCGGGGGCACCAGAGGAAGGUGACAUUGAAGCACCAGCACCACUUUUGAGUGACACUCCUUAUGGACUUUAUGGUCCUCAUUCUCAGAAAGUUCCUUCUACUACUCUCACAAAUUUUGAUCAUGAUGUAGAAACUCAAACUCCUGCCAAGGAAUUCCAAGGUGCCCGUUUCAACACGGACGACUCCUACAACAACAACAAUAACAAUGGAUACUCUGAUAAUUACAACUACGAUAGCCACUCGGACAACAAUAAUGGCUACUCUGAGAACAACAACAAUGGCUAUUCCCAAAAUUACAACAACAACAACAAUGAUUUCUCUGAGACUUACAACAACAAUGCUGUUUUCUCGGAGAAUUACAACAACAACAUCAACCACAACAACAAUGAUUUCUCCGAGAAAUACAACAACAACAACAACAACAACAACAACAAUAAUGAUGUUUUCUCGGAGAAUUACAAUAACAACAACAAUGAUUUCUCCGAGAAAUACAAUAACAACAACAACAAUGAUUUCUCCGAGAAAUAUAACAACAACAACAACAAUGUUUUCUCCGAGAAUUACAACAACAACAACAAUGAUUUCUCCGAGAAAUACAACAACAACAAAGGCUACUCUGAGAAUUACAACAACAACAACGACAAUAGCUACUCCAAGAAUUACAACAACAACAAUGGUUUCUCUGAGAAUUACAACAACAAUGACUUCUCUGAGAAUUACAACACUAACAACAACAAUGUUUUCUCUGAGAAUUACAACAACAACGGUUACUCCAAUAGUUACAACAACAACAACAAUGGAUACUCUGAGAAUAUGUCAGAGAGGCAAGGAUUAAGCGACACAAGAUUCUUGAACAAUGGCAAGUACUCCUAUGACAUCAAGAAUGAGAAUCCCAACAACGAUCAUGCUGGCAGCUACAAUAACAAUGCGAAUAUGGUGGAAACACAAGGAUUGAGUGACACAAGAUUUUCGGACAAUGGCAACUACUUUUAUGGUAAAAAUGGUGAGAAAAUGACCACGGAAGAGUUCAAAAGACAGCAGGACUAUCCAGGCACUGAGGAUCAGUAUGAACUUCCUUGAAGAUAAAACAUUUAUCAAUUGGUUCAGAACAUAAGGACAAAACCAGAGGAUAUUCAAAUAGAUUUUACAGAGCUGAUUGAAUUUUAAGUUAUUAUGAGUGAGUGUUUGUGUAUUAGUUCUACUUGUGUCUGCAAACACUUUUUUUUUUUAUAGUUCUGCAAAUCAGACCAAGGGAACUUUGUGUUGUUUAACACUUUUGAAUUUUUUCA